CGACUGCCACAACGACUCGCACCAUGUCGAGAGAAGCUGCUGUAAACAGUGCCCAGCUCGAUGCAUCGGAUGACUCUGACGACGAAGACUUUCUUCCUGACGCCCCUCUGAGAGAGAGCAGCCGAGCGAAACGAAGCAAGGCGAACGCCGACGAGGAUGAAGACGACGAGAUCGAUAGUGAUGCUGAAGAAGCGGCCGUUCAAGCUCUGGCGUAUGACUCUGGUGAUGAAAAGACGAUUGCGCUGGCAGAGGAAGACUCGGCCUCUCCUACGUCACGAAAACGAAAGCGAGACGAGAGAGCGACGGGCAAGGACGAGCAGCAUGAUUCGGCUGGCUUUGUCAAGACCCGAUCGCAACGACAAGAAGAUGCAGCGAUCGAACAAGAGACUCGCAAUCAAGCUGCCCCAGUCUCGUCCAAGGCUGAUGUGGAUGCAAUCUGGGCUUCCUUGAAUGCUCCAUCAACCACAGCAGAUACAUCAACGCUAUUGCUGGAUAAGGACGAGUAUGUGACAAUCCAGCGCGACUACACCUUUGCAGGCGAGAUGCAUCACGAAGAGAAGCGCGUCUUGAGAGAUUCAGCUGAAGGUCGAGCCUUUCUUGCUGCUCAGCAACAAAAGACGGAAAAGCAGCCUACAGAGAAUACAACAGACUCAGGCAAACCCAAGCUUGGACCACCACGACGAAAGCGAGUCUCGAAGCUCGAUCAAGCUGCUGCUUCACAAAAGGCAGCAAAAUUGAAUACCCUUGAGAAAUCACGUCUCGAAUGGGCGUCAUUUGUGGAUAAGGAAGGCAUUGCUGAUGACCUGAAACUCGGCAAUCGCGAUGGGUACAAUGUCAAGCAAGACUUCUUACGAGAUUCAGAGGGGAGACGGAAUGAUGCCUUCAAAGCAGGUCAACAGCAGGCCAAGAAGUAGAUUGAUCCAUGUCCAAUUCAUAUGUAAAAUUAAAAAAUGGUACUAA
Protomyces lactucae-debilis is the source of this 960-nucleotide messenger RNA. Its product is annotated as bucentaur or craniofacial development-domain-containing protein. The record is from RefSeq and is a predicted model, not a curated record. The transcript has a single exon. The coding region runs from base 24 to 914 and encodes 296 amino acids. Lineage: Eukaryota; Fungi; Ascomycota; Taphrinomycetes; Taphrinales; Protomycetaceae.